Brassica rapa (field mustard) is the source of this 4323-nucleotide messenger RNA. RefSeq lists its product as uncharacterized. Gene Ontology annotation, molecular function: zinc ion binding. Lineage: Eukaryota; Viridiplantae; Streptophyta; Magnoliopsida; Brassicales; Brassicaceae. The record is from RefSeq and is a predicted model, not a curated record.
ACUUGGUGAAUGUAUUGGGCGUGUCACUAUAUAACCAGAGGAUAUGGUAUAAGAUGCCAUAUGAGAGUCUUGAAGAGCUAAAGAUCAUAUUUAAUGGUGACCAAAAUUUUCAGAGGAUGUGUGAAGCAGCUGUACGGACGAAAAUGGUUGAUGUAUUUCUCGAGGAAGAUGAUGUUAAUGAUGAUGUUUCUCAUGCUAAUGAGACUGUGGGAGAUGCUUUUCAUGCGACAGUUGGUGGUAACAGAGAUGAGAUGUGUGAGGAGGAAGCUCGUAUUGAGGAAAAUAUAGCAGGAUUUGUUGAUGAGGAAGAACAAUGCAAUGAUGAGGAUACACCACCCAACUCGGAUUGUGAUGAAGAGGAUGGAGCAAAUGGUCGGAAACAUUAUGAUAAAUACAUAAAAUUCAGUGGAGAGAUCAGGCUGGAGCAGACGUUUGAUACCAUCACUGAGUUCAAAGAAGCCAUUGUCGAUUAUGUGCUUAAAACAGGACGGAAUGUGAAGUUCACUACAUGGGGAUCCAAAAAAUCCGAAGUAAGGUGUACAAUUGGUGAAGGUUGUCCUUUUAGGAUAUAUUGUUCGUAUGAGAAACCAAUAAAAUUGUUCAUGGUUAAGUUCUGCAAUGAUGAGCAUUCUUGUGACAAGGACGGGUUUAGCAAAGUGGUGAAGGACGGUGUAAUUGCAAAACUGUUCUUGAAUGACUUUAGAAGAAAUCCUGAUUUGAUGCCACAAGCAAUGCAACAAACUCUUGAGGACCGAUAUGACUUGGUUGUGACACAUAACCAGUGUAGAAAAGCAAAGGGGAAAGCUUUAAAGAUGAUUCAAGAUGAAGAUGAUGAGCAAUUUUCAAGGUUCAGAGACUACAAAACAGAGCUUUUGAGAACUAAUCCAGAGUCGACUAUUGAGCUUGGGACAGUGCCUGGAGUUGAAGGAGUUGAUUUAUUCGAUCAUUUCUAUGUCUGUUUUAAAGCACUCCGUGACACAUGGCGUGCCUACUGCCGUCCUAUUAUUGGGAUCGAUGGUUGUUUUUUAAAGAACAAUGUCAAAGGUCAACUCCUGGCAGCUGUUGGAAGAGAUGCAAACAAUCAGCUCUAUCCAGUUGCUUGGGCAGUUGUACAAGUGGAAAACACAGACAAUUGGGUAUGGUUCAUUGCAAAACUCAAAGCUGACCUUGGUAUUGGUGAUGGAGAAGGAUUCACGCUAAUAUCGGAUAGGCAAAAAGGUUUGCUUAUUGCUGUGGAUCAAGAGCUUCCUAAGAUAGAACAUCGUAUGUGUGCUCGCCACAUAUAUGGCAACCUUACAAGAGUGCAUCCGGGCAGGGCAAUAAUGAAGAAGAUCUUUUGGAAAAUUGCAAAGGCAUACACGGUUGCUGAGUAUGAUGAAGGAAUUGAAGAAAUGAGGCAGUAUGACCUUGGUGUUUAUGAAACAUUAAUGGAAAAAAAUCCUCAGGCUUGCAGCCGUGCUUACUUCACGGGUACAGCAUGUUGUGAAGAUGUUCACAACAAUUUCUCGGAGACAUAUAACAACACAAUCAACACAGCAAGAGAGAUGCCUUUAGUGGAGAUGCUUGAGACAAUAAGGCGUCUAGCUAUGGUACGCAUUGAUUUACGGAAGGAGAAAAUGAAGAAACACAAGGGGAAAUACAGUAAGAAAGUGGCAAAAACCAUUGCUGAAGAGUCAAAACACAAAAAGAAUUGUCGAGCAGUUGCUGGAGCUAAUGGGCAGUUUGAUGUGCGUGAGAAUAAUGUUGGCCAUAGUGUUCAUAUGACAAGAAGGACAUGUACAUGUCGGAAGUGGGAUAUGACCGGCAUUCGUCGCCAUGCUCUACGAGUGAUCAUGCAUAUGAAGUGGAAAUCUGAUGAUUAUGUUUCAGAUUGGUACCUGACCUCUAAAUGGCGUGCCACAUAUGAGAACUCUAUCUCUCCUGUUACUGGCAUGCGAUUUUGGAGAAAAACUGAUGAAACUCGGAUACAACCACCAACGAGGCCAGAAUCUAAAGUGAAAGUAUAAGUUUAUCAAAUUGUCUUUGCAGAUAAUAAAAGUCAAUAACCUUGGCUUCCAUACAAAACACAGAAAGGAUAAAAAAAUUUCAUUUAGUAAACUACUAGCCCUAAUUAAUGCUUGUGAAUCUUAAUCAUGUGAGCUCCAACAAUUCCCACCUAAUAGUCUCAUCUUUAUUUUCAUUGUGGACCCAAAUGACAAAGCCCAUAAUGAAUAUGAGUUUGAGCAGGGUCGAACUUACAAAGAACAGUAACUGUAUAGCCUUCCCCCACACGUCUUGACUGCACAAAUAAUCAUUAUUAUCACCAAUCAUCUCACGUAUGCUACUACUGCUGAAAAUACCUAGGAGAAUCUAUAAACAAUCAAACUGGCUGUACAAACUCAUUUAUAUUCAAACGUAUUCAUUGUCUGGUUCCCCGGCCUGUUUUAAACUGGAAACAACAUAACACAUGUGCAAGCACCACAUGCUUUUUGUACAACGAUGGCAAAAGUAUUAGUAAACAGAAUAGCAUAGCACAUAAACACAUGUGCAAGCACCACAUGCUUUUGUACAACGAUGGCAAAAGUAUUAGUAAACAGAAUAGCAUAGCCCACACAUCAAAAUAAUUAGCUCAAUCUAUCUUCUUUAGUCUGAAACUGAUAGACAAUGGUCCAUUCUGUAGCCAUCAGGGACACUCCCCAGAAGUUGAGCCGAUUCUGCAGUCCCCUUGACCCCUUCUUCACACUUACCCAUAGCAAUCAUUCUACACCAAAUCUCCUUUCCACAACCACCAUGUUCUUUCCACAAAAGCGCCACCUUUCCAUAGUAUUCCGCCAUCCCAACGGAUCGAACCUUUUUGACAUCACUCAAACCAUUCACCACUCUCCAUAACCUCAGCUCAGUGUCAUACCACAUCAGCCCGAAUCUAGCGUAAUAAACGUAGAGCACAUUCUCCAUCACACAAACACCCGUUUUCCACCACUUAUCUUCAGGCAAAGCAAAACUGUCGCAAGAACCAUCCCAAGGAUCGUAGCAAACAGUGUAGGCUCCAACGAGCAUCAACGCACACACCUUCCUGUCUAACGACACCGUGACAGACGCGAGCCACGUCUUUUCUUCCUUAGGGACCGGCGCUGGCUCCCAAGUUUCCGUCGUUAGGUCAAAUGACUCGGCGACAUUCUCGUUAGAUCUUACCCCUCCGACCACGUAUAGCUUGCGUCCGACUACUCCCACGCUUUUAUACGUUCGGUUCGCGUUCAUGGUUGGUCCUCGUCGAAGCACGUCGGUUCGAGAAUCAAAGACCCAAAAGCUUGGCGACUGCACGAACGGUCCGCAGAUAAAGAAAAUCUCCGGACCGUGAGCGACGAUCGAGGGCAUGCGGUGGUAAUGGUUAGGAAGCGCGGGGUUGACGGAGACGACGAACUGGUUCUCGCUCGGAUUGUUCUCAGCUCUGCGCAGAGUGUACCAACGCGGGUUCUGGGCGCGAUAGUUUUUGUUCCUGAAGGAGAUGUAGAGGGAAUCUUUGCGGAGGAGAGAGCGAAUCUUGUGAAUCUCCGGGGAACGAACGAGAUAAGUGAAGUUCUUGGAGAGGCAAGCGAGGAGUGGGUAUUUGCAUUUCGGCACGCGCGCUAAGACUUCCCACGCUAUGUCGUUAGGCAGUGAGGAAAAGUGUGACGGCGACAUCGGUUUGUUGAUCUUUCGCGGUGGCUCUCGUCGGCGUCAGAGGCGGCGAAAGAAAGACGUCAACUAUAGUCAGCACUUAGCAAUACUCUUUUAUCUUUCUUUAUUUGCUUCGUUGAUACUCUUUAUAUAUACGACGAAAAUAGAAUAUAGGUUUUCAGUUGGCCGUUAAAUUUUCUAUGAUAUAUUUAUAUAUUUUCUUGUAGUCUUUUUUGGUCAACGAUAUAGUUAGUUAAAAAAAACGAUAUAGUUAGUUAUAUUUUCUUGUAGACUUUUGACAAACUACGAAAAAACUUUAUACUUAAAAUGCACAACAACAGUGGAGGAGCUAGCCAUAAUAUUUUCUAGAGUUAAUAUCAAUUUAUGAUUAAAUUUAUAUAAUUAUUUAAUAUUAAAAUAAGUAUUUAUAGAUACAUCUAUAAAUUAUAAUGUAAAAAAUAUAUAUUUAAAAGCAUUAAUCAGAAAUAAAAGUAUCUUAUUAUCGAAAAAGAGAAACUAAAGCAUAAAAAAUAUUAAAUGAUUAUGAAACAUAUACAUUUAAGAGUGAAAAAUAUAUAAUUGAUUUGAAAAAUCUUAGGCUCAAAUUGAUUUUCAACAAAUAUUAGAGAGGUCAAUGAGCUAAUCUUAAACAUUUUAAUAAAAAAAUUGUAAACAUUCAAGCAAUAU